Callorhinchus milii (elephant shark) is the source of this 4377-nucleotide messenger RNA. RefSeq names its product Rho GTPase activating protein 12b (gene arhgap12b). Lineage: Eukaryota; Metazoa; Chordata; Chondrichthyes; Chimaeriformes; Callorhinchidae. Gene Ontology annotation, cellular component: cytoplasm. Bases 258 to 3020 code for a protein of 920 amino acids. The record is from RefSeq and is a predicted model, not a curated record. Gene Ontology annotation, molecular function: protein binding. The transcript is spliced from 19 exons. Gene Ontology annotation, biological process: regulation of GTPase activity; signal transduction.
UUAGUAUUUUAUUGUUGUACUUUCAUUGAUUUUAAAUAAUUGGAAAUAUAUUGAACAAAAUAAUAUUUUAGUAUUGAUUCAGUUUACAGCAGAGAUAUGAAAAUGCCGCAUCAAAAAUCUCAUUUAGUUUCAGGGUAAGGAGGCAGUAUUUACUAGUAUGUCUUUUCUUCCUCAUUUUCAGUCAUUCUGUUCCUUGGAAACGAAUCAUGUGGAUUACUGUGACGUUCAAAGAGUGAACGUUAAGAGUUGCUUUCAACAUGGCUGAGAAAGAUGGCAAACCAAACCUACCAAUCAUACCGGGACAGAUGUGGAUUGAAGUGGAGUACGAUUAUGAAUACGAAGCAAAGGAUCGAAAGAUUUCAAUAAAGCAAGGCGAAAAAUAUAUUUUGGUAAAGAAGACAAACAACGAUUGGUGGCAGGUCAAAAAGGAAGAAACCUCAAAACUUUUUUAUCUUCCAGCACAGUAUGUUAAAGAGCUACCUCGGAAGGCUUUGAUGCCACCAGUGAAACAUGGACCUAGUUGUAUGAAAUCUGCUGCUUUAAAUGUAGAUACCAAGCCACUGCAGGAUUCCACUGAGAGCCCGUACAAACCACUAGAUUAUUCCAACUCUUUUAAAUCAUCUACAGGGCCAUUGCAGUCCCAGCCCACAGACUUAGAUACAAGUCAGAUACAUCACCGAGACCAAGGGCUUCUCCAUUUACAGACUGCAGUCCAAGAUAGUGCCAAAACUAGUACCCAGAGCUAUGGACCUGGAGAGAGUGAAUCCCAGUAUCCAAGAGUUCCAAACCAAACUUGGAACUUGGGAGCAGGCCGCUCGCAGAGCUCUGAUUCCAUGGAUGGUGAAAACUCACUUUAUGAUCCCUCAUACGAAUGGACUUCUGAGAGUUCAGGAAGACAACAUCAAGACUCUGAAUCUGGAGAUGAAUUUAGCAGCAGUUCUACUGAGCAGUUGCAGACGCCCUCACCGGCAGGACCGACGAGACCCGAUUCGCCGGUGUAUGCAAACUUGCAGGAUCUGAAAAUGUCGCAAGCGAAUCUGCCCCCAGUUCCCAAAAGCAGCCCCAUACAAGUGCUCGGAGAUUGGGAGAUGCACAAAGAUGCCACAGGACGUACAUAUUAUUAUAACAAGGGAUCACAGGAGAGAAGCUGGAAACCCCCUCGGGGGACAAGAGAUUCCAUUAAUAAGGAACAUGGUAGUCAGGGUGAUUCAAUAAACCAUGCACAUCACAUCACAGAUGAAAACAGCCGCAGCACUUUCUCCAGUUAUUCAGAUAAUCAGUUUGAUUCACCUCCACGUGGUUGGUCGGAAGAAAUGGAUGAACGUGGCCAAACUUUAUAUGUCAGUGAAUAUACUAAUGAAAAGUGGAUGAAACAUACUGAUGAUCAAGGCCGAAGAUAUUUCUAUAGCACAGAUGGAUCCAAAUCUGAGUGGGAAUUGCCACAGUAUAACAUCUCAGCAAAACAGCAAGAGAUUAUUGGUAAAAGCAGAAGUUUGGACCGAAAACCAGCUGAGCCAUUAGUGCUGACAAAUUGGCGACAUAGUACAUAUACAGGGGGACCUUUGGACCUUGAAAAGUUCACUACAAAAAAGCACAAGCGCAAUUCCUCUGAACAUCUCUGUGCUCCGCCAUCAUAUUUGUAUUCACAGCAUCCUGAUCAAGAGUCUUCAACUAGCCCCAAACCUGUCCAUGACAACAACAAUGAGCCACCCUUAUCGCCAAAAUCUCCACAGCCAUCAUUAACAGAAAAAUAUGGAUUGCUUAACGUAACAAAGAUAACUGAUAAUGGGAAGAAAGUCAGGAAGAAUUGGACAUCAUCUUGGACAGUGUUGCAGGGGUCAUCGCUGUUGUUUGCCAAAAAUCAAGGCAGUGGCUGGUCAUUCUACCAUCAGAGCUCAAUUCCAGAGCUGCUCCUUUCGCUGCUUGCCACAUGGAAAAGUGCUGUCAAACGUCGGCCUGCGGUCACCUAUGUAAACUGUGCAACUGUUUCAGCUGCCUCUAAAUUUGGCAGCAAUCAAUCAAAGCCAGAGUUCACUGUGGAUCUAAGAGGAGCGGCAAUAGAAUGGGCUUCAAAAGACAAAUCCAGCAAGAAGAAUGUACUUGAGCUCAGAACACGUCAAGGAACAGAGUUGCUGAUUCAGUUGGAUAAUGAUGCGACCAUCGCCGAAUGGCAUAAAGCUCUUGAAAUAACUAUUGGUAAUCAGACCGAGCCUGAUGAAAUAUUUGAAGAUGAUUUGCCAGAGUCUCCUGGAAUUGACAAGCACGAUAAGGAUAAAAAUAACAAAGACUUGAAGAAAUCGCGUCAAGUAAAAUCUUCAUUUAGUAUGGAAAACGCAGACCAAAAAAAAACCAAAACAAAAUUGAAAAAGUUUCUCACAAGGAGACCAACACUCCAAGCAGUAAGAGACAAAGGCUACAUCAAAGAUCAGGUGUUUGGAUGUAACCUAGACAGUCUGUGUCAGAGAGAGAACACCACUAUCCCGCAAUUUGUGAAGAUGUGUAUUGAUCAUGUAGAAAAAGAGGGUUUAGACAUUGAUGGUCUUUACAGAGUGAGUGGCAACUUAGCUGUGAUACAGAAGCUUCGAUUUGCAGUUAAUCAUGAUGAGAAACUGGACCUCAAAGACUCCAAGUGGGAGGAUAUUAAUGUAAUUACUGGAGCCCUGAAGAUGUUUUUCAGAGAACUGCCAGAACCUCUCUUCACAUAUCAUCUCUUUAAUGACUUUGUCAAUGCAAUCAAAAAUCCAGACUACAAGCAGCGUGUUCAAGAUAUUAAGGAACUAAUAAGACAGUUGCCUAAACCAAACCACGACACUAUGCAAAUACUUUUCCAGCACCUUGGCAAGAUUGUUGCCAACGGUGAGCUAAACCGAAUGACCACUCAAAGCGUUGCAAUAGUAUUUGGUCCAACCCUUCUGAAGCCAGAGAAAGAGACUGGCAAUAUUGCAGUGCACAUGGUCUAUCAGAAUCAAAUAGUGGAAUUGAUCCUAACAGAAUAUGAAACCGUAUUUGGUCGCAGUUGAAAAAAUCGUGUAAAUGAAAUCCAGAUCUACCAAAACUCAUUUUGUCAGAACUAGAUUGUAUUGUACGUGUGCUUCUUGUAUCUUCAGCUGAACAGAAAAUGGUAAACUUUUACCUCUGAUUUUCCACUGGUUUUUAAACUGAUCUGUAACUUUUUCAGUGGGUAUCACUCUUGAAAUCAAGUGUCAAUCACUGCGAUUGUCUGUGUAAAAUGCCAGGCAGACAAAUGCGGGCGGGCUUACCGGGGUUACCUGGUUAUAAAGAAAAAUAGAGAUUUAAGUAUAGUUAUAUACACUGGGUUAUUUUGCAGCAAUAUUUGCCUGAGGGGCUAAGCAGUCAUUUCUGCACAUAUGUAUAUUUAGGAAAUAUCUGUUUCCUAUAUAUAGUUUGCAAACCUCAUUUGUAGCCUUUUCUGCUGUUCAUUGUAGCAGAAGUUCUAAUAUUGUAAAUCACUGCUGAGUCCAUACUGCUCGCAAGCACGGCCAGAAUUUGUGUAAUUUAUUUUUUUCACAGCUUUACUGAAAAGGUGAAUGUUUGUGCUGAUGCUUCCCAUUUGAUGAAUAUGGACUAAAAGCAUCCUGCACUGGAUGUUCACUCAGUCUGCUGUUAAUACAGAGAUCAUAUGAUCACACCCAGUGUUUCAGAAUGCUAUGUGAUGUACAGAUUUUAAAAAGGGUACAAAUAUUAAAGUAACAUGCCCUCAACCAAUGUGUGUAUAUAUAGUUUGUGUAUAGUUCCUUAACAGUGUAUGUUUUUCAUACAGUAACAUUUUCUAAUCACAUUUUGCCAACUUGUAAUAUUCAUUUACUGGGUCAAUGUCCCAGUUAAGAUCAGAACUAAGAGCUUUUGGGGAGUAUUUUAUGAUGGGCAACACAGGGGGCUAUUCUUAGGAAAACUAAGAAGUUGUGUGCACUUUUGAGCUAUUGGUAAUUUCCAUUGCAGGACAAAUAUUAACCAUUUGUAUUGCAAAUGGUACUGGAAAGUAUUGUGUAGGCUUAUGCUUCCUAGAUGCACUACAACAGGAGCUGUUAAGAUUAUUUAAAAUGUACAGACAAAAAUUGAACAAAAUCUGCUUAACAAUUUAUUGUACAAUAAAGUGCUAACAUUUUAAUAAUAAAAAUCUACUUAUGCACUGAUGAUGGGUGUUAUAAAAGCAGACAAACUUGAUGCUAAUCUGAAUUCUCCUGUUUUAAUGAUGUACAGAUUGGUUGUACAAACAGGGUUCCUUUGGAACAUUACCUGUUGUUGAGCGCAUGAUCUGCUAAAGAUUUUUUUGAAUGUAUUUUUUUAGACUAACUGCGUUUGGCGUAUGGCAUUAUGCUAUGUCUAAUCAAAAUUAAAACGGAAAACAAUGAAAAA